CGUAUAUAUCAUCAAAGGAAAUUCCUAUUGUACAAAUUAUCCUAGAGUAUUAGAUACCUGCCUAUAAUAUACACUAUGUAGGUAUAUAUAUACCUACACAUUCAAGAUACAUAAAAAGGACCACUUGGCAGAAGUUCAGUGAAAGCUGUGAGACCGAAUUAGAUAUCAACAUUGUCAAAAUUUACUUAUAAAAUGAUUACACGAUUUAUUUUAAAUUUAAUCUUUUGUGUUCUCGCUGCCACGCGCGAAAUAAACGACCUUUCACGAGAGCGUCAACGCGCUCUUUUAAGAAUAGACCGUAGUUGCGAUCUCGGCUCCUGUUUUCCUACCUCCGGGGAUAUCCUCAUCGGUCGUGAAAACCAUAUUUCUGCUACGUCAACAUGUGGAACAAACAAACGCGAUAAGUACUGUGAAGUUACAAAAAGGGAAACCUGCUUCUGGUGUGACUCCAGUAACGAUACUAUCAAUGAUUUUAAAUUAAACCAUAGAAUACACAACGUUAUUUCUAAAUAUUCCGGAACUCGUGGCGAAUCGUGGUGGCAAUCCGAGAAUGGCAAAGAUAAUGUUUCCAUCCAGUUGGAUUUGGAAGUAGAAUUCCAUCUUAAGCAGUUAAUGAUACAGUUCAAAUCAUAUUUACCAAAAGCCAUGUUAGUAGAGACAUCAACCGAUUUAGGAAAAACAUGGCGUGUACAUCGUUAUUUUGCAUACAACUGUAGUCAAUCUUUCCCUGGAGUUCGGGAGUCAACAAGCAUAUUGACAGAAGCUGUUUGUGGGGCCAUAGCAUUAAGUGACGGGACAGUUAACUUUAGAUUUUCGCCUCUCAAUGUCAGUCUGUCUUCCAAGGAAUCAAAGAAUUUGUUUCGCGCUACUAACCUUCGGAUCAACUUUGCACAACUUCACACUUUUGAUUCAAACGGUAAAAUAUUAAACAACAGUGAAAAUAAAGCGAUAACUGGAGAUAAAUAUUACUAUGCCAUCAAAAAAAUGACUGUUCUUGGUUCUUGUUUCUGUAAUGGGCAUGCAGCAAGAUGUAUACCGUUUUCGGAUAUCGGCUCAAAUGGUAACAUGGUUCACGGUCGCUGCAAGUGCGCUCAUAAUACGUCGGGGAUAAAUUGCAAACAUUGUGACGAUAUGUUCAAUGAUUUACCUUGGAAGCCAGCUGUUGAAAAUAAAACGAAUGCGUGUAAAAAGUGUGACUGUGGUAAGCAAGCCAUGAAAUGCCAUUUCGAUUCUGAAGUUUUUAAUAAAAGUGGAAAAUUACAUGGUGGUGUUUGUGAUGGUGAUGACUGA
Leguminivora glycinivorella is the source of this 1290-nucleotide messenger RNA. RefSeq names its product laminin subunit beta-1-like. NCBI's taxonomy places the organism in Eukaryota, Metazoa, Arthropoda, Insecta, Lepidoptera, Tortricidae. Gene Ontology annotation, cellular component: laminin trimer. The transcript has a single exon. Bases 193 to 1290 code for a protein of 365 amino acids. The record is from RefSeq and is a predicted model, not a curated record. Gene Ontology annotation, biological process: basement membrane assembly; substrate adhesion-dependent cell spreading; cell migration.